Molecule: messenger RNA, 1902 nt
Organism: Coffea arabica (coffee)
Lineage: Eukaryota; Viridiplantae; Streptophyta; Magnoliopsida; Gentianales; Rubiaceae
Source: RefSeq, a predicted model, not a curated record
AUGGGUGGCAUAAGCAAGGCAUCAAAAAUUAUUAACUUGAGCGAAGAUAUAUUUGCAGGUUACAAUUCAACUCUGAGAGGGGGAUAUGUAACGCAUCAUGAAUACAUUCAGGUGGGGAAAGGGCGUGAUGUGGGGAUGAAUCAGAUAUCUCAAUUUGAGGCAAAGGUUGCAAAUGGAAAUGGAGAACAGACGCUCAGUCGUGAUGUUUAUCGGCUUGGACGUGGAUUCGACUUCUUUAGGAUGUUGUCAUUCUACUUCACUACUGUUGGCUUUUACUUAAGUAGCAUGGUAACUGUGCUCACUGUAUACAUAUUUCUAUAUGGGCGUUUAUACAUGGUGCUUAGUGGGUUGGAAAGACGUAUUUUGGAAGAUCCAACUGUUCGCCAGAGCAAAGGACUGGAAGAGGCUUUGGCUACACAGUCUGUGUUUCAGCUUGGUUUGUUACUAGUGCUGCCCAUGGUUAUGGAAAUUGGCCUGGAACGAGGAUUUCGUAAUGCCCUGGGUGAUUUUAUAAUCAUGCAGCUUCAACUCUCGUCAGUGUUCUUCACAUUUCAUCUUGGAACAAAAGCACAUUAUUUUGGUAGAACAAUUUUGCAUGGAGGUUCUAAGUACCGGGCUACUGGUCGAGGUUUUGUAGUUUUUCAUGCAAAGUUUGCUGAAAACUACAGAAUGUAUUCUCGCAGUCACUUUGUGAAAGGCCUAGAAUUGUUGAUAUUACUGAUUGUUUAUGAGGUCUAUGGGAAAUCAUAUCGCAAUUCAACUCUAUAUUUGUUUGUUACAUUUUCAAUGUGGUUCGUUGUUGGUUCCUGGUUGUUUGCCCCUUUUGUGUUCAAUCCAUCUGGAUUCGAUUGGGUGAAAACUGUGGAUGAUUGGACAGACUGGAAAAGGUGGAUGGGAAAUCGUGGUGGCAUUGCAAUAUCACCAGAUAAAAGUUGGGAAGCAUGGUGGGAUGGAGAACAGGAGCCCUUAAAAUCCACAAAUAUAAGGGGCAGAGUGAUUGAAAUAAUCCUUGCACUUCGCUUUUUCAUAUACCAAUAUGGAAUUGUUUAUCACCUUGAUAUAUCUCAUGGAAGCACAAGCUUUCUGGUUUAUGGACUGUCUUGGUUUGUCAUGGCAACUGUACUCCUUGCUUUAAAGAUGGUAUCGGUGGGCAGACGAAAAUUUGGCACAGACUUUCAGCUCAUGUUCAGGAUCUUGAAAGCUCUAUUGUUCCUUGGAUUUGUAUCAGUUAUGACCGUCUUAUUUGUCGUCUGUGGCCUCUCCAUAAGAGACCUAUUUGCUGCUAUUCUUGCCUUCACGCCUACAGGCUGGGCCAUCCUUCUAAUCGCUCAAGCAAUCAGGCCCUGUUUAAAAGGAAUAGGCUUUUGGGAAUCAGUGAUGGAGCUGGCUAGAGCAUAUGAAUGCAUUAUGGGCCUCGUUUUAUUCGCGCCGGUUGCUGUAUUGUCCUGGUUCCCUUUCGUAUCAGAGUUCCAAACACGGCUGCUCUUCAACCAAGCAUUUAGCAGGGGGCUUCAAAUUUCAAUGAUUCUUGCAGGAAAGAAAGACAGAGCAUUAUCCACUUGAAUACUACUUACUAUGUUUCGCUUGCUAUCGUUUCGAAUUCUUGUCCCACUUUUUCAUAUCAAGCUUAUGGAUUAGAAGAUCCUGUACUCCAUAACUACAGAAGAUGAAUGAAACAUUCUCAAAUUUCAUUAAGAUCUCUGGUUGAGAGUAGGCACUGUCAUAUUCUUUCGGAUGAGAUAUACAUCGUCCAUGCAGUAGCCAAAAGCUGUUAUUACUUCUGAACAGAGAAUUUUACCUGCAUAUCUGGUAAGCUAUUCCUAAGCUGAUGUAUCCGAGAAUAUACUACUUUCCACUUUCCAUGGUAUCCCAUAUCCAAACUCUUUAGAGAAAAUUCAGACU